AUGUUAAAUAGCAAUCAACCUCCAGGAGUGAGACUUGAUCCAAUCGGAGCACCAAACAAUGAAAUUUUAGAUGAUAAACCUAACCAAUUAUGCUGCGACCAUGCACAUGUUCCUUUAGAAAAACUGACCAAUUUGCAGGAAGAAAAUGAAUUGCUUAAUUCUUCACUAUUUGCUCUUACUACGCAUUUUGCACAAGUACAGUUCCGAUUAAGACAGGUUGUAAGUUCUUCUGAUGGUGAUGAGAAUGUUUUAAAGGCGUUAGAGGAUUUUGCUUCUACUGGAAUACCAGAUGUGGGUUUAAUAAAAGAAAGAGAAAAUGAAAAUACUUUGAGCGAGGAAGUAAGAAAGAAAAGAGCUCAUCAAAGAAAACUUUUACAAGAUCUUAAACAAGAGUUUUGUGGGUUAAAACAAGAUGCUCUUAAAAAAAAGGAAGAAUUUCCGGAUGAGUUAUACGAUAAAUUCCAAGGGCAUUUAAAUUUAUCCAGGUCUAAUUACAAGAGAACUCCGAAAGACUUUAGUAAAAUUGUUGACAAAGCGUGGAAAAAGCUAGAAAAAUCCUCAAAGACAAAAGAUUAUUUAAUAAGUGAACUAAAAGUGCAGCUUGAGGACUUGGAAAGAUUUAUUAAAUACCUACAAGAAAACAAAUUACAAAUAAAACAAAACGAAAAAACUUUGCAAACUAAAAAAGUUUCGGAAAGUCUAAGCUUAUUUCAAACUUCUAAAUCAAUAAUAAGAAUGGUUUUUGCUGUAUACGGCUACGACAGGAAUAAAUAUUUCAAUGGGUUUAAACUAAAUAAAAGAAAUAACGUAAGCUGGAUAGACCUAAGAAUAAAAUUGGAAGAAUCCAUAAUAAAAAUAAAGGAAGUAUACGAUUUCGAAUCAGAAAAAGAAUACGAUUAUGUAAGUGAUGAAGAACAUUGCACAGUGAAGUGUAAUGUAGCUCUACUUACUGCGAUAAGGCAAGAAUUAAUACCAAGCAUCAGAGAUUUAAUAGAGCAUGGAUCUGCCAAUCUUGAGUCUACUAUGGUGCCAAUUAUCGGUUGUAUACCUUGGUUACCUUAUAAAUCUAAUACGAUGCAUGCUUGGGACAUAAUAUUAAAAUACUACAAAAUAAAGAAUGGAGAGCAAUACAAUUUGAAACCAUCAAGAAAGCUUUCCAAUAGUUUUAAUCUGAAUAUCGAGAAGACGUUAACAGAAACUGAACGAAUUUUAAAAACUAUUGGUAAAAUUAUUGAUAUGCACGCUCCUUAUAAGAGAAAGCCCAAUAUGUAUUUUAAGUCUUUUAUUUCUGAAGCUUUAAACAACAAUAAACUUAGUUUAUGGAUGAAUAUAAUAUUUCAAAAUGGCAAGCUGAUUAAAUCAUGCUAUUUAGCUUGGAGUUACGUUAGCCAAACUAGAUUUCAAGAUGUUUUAGGAAAUUUCGAUAAUUUAAAAAAAUUUAAUUUUAAUUUACCCAUUAAUUUAGCCGUAAAACAAUUCGAGGAAAUUGAAGAUGUGAUAUGA
This is a messenger RNA of Brassicogethes aeneus, 1503 nucleotides long. NCBI's taxonomy places the organism in Eukaryota, Metazoa, Arthropoda, Insecta, Coleoptera, Nitidulidae. The record is from the annotation of a GenBank genome assembly.